UGUUCUACAUUGAAGAAUUUAUGCACUGCACUGAAAGAACCACUGACAUGUUUAAACUCAGUGAGUGUGAGCAGACGGGCUUGAAGAAGCAGGCCAGGAAAGCACCUGGUUUGCUGGAAUAUAACCAGGCUUCCCAAGGAAAUUCGCACCAGAAGUAUUAUGGCAUCUCAUCUCCAGCAAAUCAAGAGAAAAUAUUUUGCCAGGGCAAAGAAACCCAUAUGUGUAAUGCUAUCAAGGCAUCUGAAUGUACAAUAAGAGAAGAUGAUUAUAACAUAUGCAAAACGUCUCCGAGGACGCUUAUUCGAUCACUGCAACAGCAGUCCUCUAGUGAUGACUCAGAAAUGGAAGAAUCAUGUGGGCAUGAUAAAUAUGAGAAGGGAAAAUGGAGUAUAAGAGAUAACCCCAUUGCAUGUGCUGAUUCGCCGGAUAUAUAUGAUGACCGACCUGUAAGAAAAGCAUCUUCCUGGACAGUUCUCAAAGGCCGAGUGUUAUUCAACAGCCCUGAGAAUGCUACUCAACAAGAAGAGGAGGAAGAGAAAGAAGAAAAUGAAGGAGAAGAGAAUGAUUUCCUUGACAACUCUUCGCUGUGGUCAUCCACAGUUGAGAGAAGUGAUUGGGGAUCAUCAGCCUCUUCAAAUAUUAUUCAGCCUGGGAGUAUGGAUACCAUGCAUUUAGAGCACUUACUGGACAAUAUGUUGCAGGUUGUCUCAAACAAUGAGUUAAAUUAUGGGCGAGACAUAAUAAAACCAGGAGAUGUUGAUCCAUCCACCUCUUUAGAAGUUGUGAAGUGCAGAGCAUGGAAUUUCAUAGAGCUUUUCUUCAGAAAACCCCUUUGGGUUAAACUGUUUUUGCCUCUAUUUUUGGUGGCAAUAAAAUUGAUUUGCGUGCAUGAUGAUUCCCAUGUUGUGGUUCCUACUUAAUCUUAGCUUACCACAGGAUUUAUUGUUGAAUACGCUGCCAAAUGACUACAAAGUAAAAAGAAAUUGUAAGUUCGUUCGAGGCAUUGAGAAGCUCAAUCAUGCAAAAUGCAAUUUCUAUUAUAUAUGGGCGAUGAAUAUGAAUCUCGACACCAUUUUGUUGCGUUUCCCUAACAACACCUAUUGUUUACCA
Messenger RNA from Cryptomeria japonica (Japanese cedar), 1110 nucleotides. RefSeq lists its product as uncharacterized. Lineage: Eukaryota; Viridiplantae; Streptophyta; Pinopsida; Cupressales; Cupressaceae. The record is from RefSeq and is a predicted model, not a curated record. The transcript is spliced from 2 exons. The coding region runs from base 21 to 920 and encodes 299 amino acids.